UUCGAAGGCGGUGCGAAGCAGCGGAGGCGGUGUUCCAGUUCCCAGGGUUCCUAGCGCGACGUCCGCCAUCUUGUUCCGGCGAGAAAGGGCUUCCUAGACCCGUCUAUUUCCCCGCUCCGCUUCGUACCGAUUAAGGCGGAGGUGCUGCUUCGCCACGGUAGCGGGGAGAUUGGUUGUUCCAGCGGGACAUGUUGCAGCAGCAGGAAAGAGAGCCGAAGCGGUGAUAAGCUCGUUACGGAAUAACAGCCAGCUCUCGCCUCACAGACGCGCAGUCUUCUCCCCGCCCUCUGCGCCUACUCAGCACCGAGCCAUGGACGCCGUCAACGCCUUUAACCAGGAGCUUUUCUCACUCAUGGAUAUGAAACCUCCGAUCUCACGUGCAAAGAUGAUUCUAAUUACUAAAGCUGCUAUUAAAGCAAUAAAGCUCUAUAAGCACGUAGUUCAGAUUGUGGAAAAAUUCAUCAAAAAGUGUAAACCUGAAUACAAGGUCCCGGGGCUUUAUGUCAUUGAUUCCAUCGUUCGUCAGUCUCGCCAUCAGUUUGGAAUUGACAAAGAUGUUUUUGGCCCAAGAUUCACUAAGAAUUUAACAGCAACGUUUCAGUGUUUGUAUACAUGUCCUUCAGAAGAUAAGAGUAAGAUUGUCAGAGUAUUGAACCUGUGGCAAAAGAAUGGAGUUUUUAAAAUUGAGAUUAUCCAGCCCUUGCUGGAUAUGGCAGCAGGUGCGGCAGCGGCAGAUGUAAUGACUGACAGCUCUAUGAUGGAAGAAGGCUCUUCACCACCCUCUGGUAUGAUCCUCUCAGAACCCCCUGAUGAAGUUCAAGAACCACCUCCUGUUGCACCUGUUCCUCAGUUACCUACUCCUGAUGCUUUUGCAGCUGUAGCACAGUUGUUUCAGAGUACCCAAGGACAACAACUCCAGCAGAUUCUUCAGACUUUCCAACAACCUCCAAAACCACAGUCUCCAGCGAUUGAUGAAAAUGUGUUUGCUCAAGUUCAGGCCAUAACAUCCCAGCUGAAUGCCCCAGCACAUCAGCCAGAGAGAAAAACUGCUUUUGAUAAGUUGCUUGACAGAUUUGAUUAUGAUGAUGAACCUGAUGCAACUGAGGAGUCAAAGAAAGAAGCAUCAAGCCCUCCUUUGUCAGGAUCACAGCAGUCACAACCACCGCUGCAGCCUUUUGCAUUUUCAGCAGACAGCAUGCAGCCUGCAGCUUAUCCUGGUCAGUUACCUGGUCAAGUGCCAAACAUGGAUCAGUUUCAGCCCAUGAUGAUGGGAAUGCCGCAGGAACCACUACCUCAGCAGACUCAGCUUCCUCCCAAUGGCCAAAUGCUUGGAUUUGGUAUGGUUCCUACUCAGUCAUUUGCGCCUAUGGUACCACCUAUGGGGUCUGAACCUUCUACCCAUGGUUUCCAAAACACCUUCCAAAUGCAGCCAAAUGAAAUGCAUGUGCAGAAGGAACAUCAGCAGGAAAUGCCCAUGGAUGUUGAACAGCCUAAUGUUCAAGAAAACAAACGUCAUAUGAAUGAACAAAGCAAGUCAGUAUCCAGAUCACCAAAGAGACGGCGUUCACGUUCUGGUUCUCGUUCACGGCGAUCUCGUCAUCGCCGCUCUCGUUCUCGCUCUCGUGAUAGACGUCGUCACUCCCCCAAAUCUCGAUCUCAAGAAAGAAGGGACAGAGAGAAGGAAAAAGAACGAAGGCAAAAAGGACUUCCUCCUAUUAAAUCAGAGACUGUUAGCAUUUGUAGUACUACACUCUGGAUAGGACAACUGGACAAAAAAACAACACAACAAGAUGUUGGAAGUUUCCUUGAAGAGUUUGGACCCAUUGAAUCAAUUAAUAUGAUUCCACCACGAGGCUGUGCCUAUAUUGUUAUGGUCCACCGCCAGGAUGCAUAUCGUGCUUUAAUGAAACUUAGCAGAGGAAACGUUAAAGUAAACCAGAAGGCAAUAAAGAUUGCCUGGGCUUUGAACAAAGGGAUUAAAGCAGAAUACAAACAGUAUUGGGAUGUGGAGAUAGGAGUUACAUACAUACCAUGGAAUAAAGUCAAACCUGAGGAUCUUGAGAAUUUCUGCGAAGGAGGAAUGUUAGAUAAUGACACACUAUGCCCAGAAUGGAAACCACUGGCAAAGAAACCUGAGCCAAAGGAUGUAUCUCAGAAUGGUGCAGCUGAGACUAAAGGUGUGGGGGAGGCUUCUCCUGCACCCCAAGUUCUGCCGCUAUUAUCCAUUCCUAUCCGUGCACCCAUUCCUGGCAUGCAGGUGCCACCCCUUCAGCCAAUGACUGCACACCAGCCAGUUCCAUCAAUUCCAACACCAGGGGUACCAACAGUACAAGGAUUACCCCCUCCCCAGGGAUUACCCCCCUUGCAAGGAGUUCCUCCAUUACAAGGAAUGCCCCUCCCACAAGGGCUUCCUCCACAAGGAUUGCCACUCCCUCAGGGCAUGCCUCUGCCUCAAGGCAUGCCCCCCCAUCAGCCUAUACCAGGAAUGGGACCCCUACAACCUCCUGCGUUUCCCAUAGGUAUUCCUCCCCCUGGAUUUGCACCUGGAGUUCCUCCUCCACCAUUUAUGAGACCAGGCUUUAAUCCAAUGCAUAUGCCUCCAGGCUUUCUGCCUCCUCCUGGACUUCCCCCACCUAUGACCCCACCUGUUUCUAUUCCUCUUCCUACACCUGGAAUAAACAUCCCGACUUCUACAGCAGAUACUUCAUCUAAUGACUCUUCAAAAGAUGUGUCUCGUACAAACCCUAGUCCAAUGGUACCUGUGAGGGAUAAUAUGGAGGAGGAUGAGAAGGCUGAUAAUGGCAAUGGAUAUAAGCCUACCCCAUCAGGAGGGCCAAAUAAUGCUCCGGGGCCCUUGAACCCACUUCACGGUGAUCAACAAGGGGAACAAGGACUUAAUUCUGGUCAAGCACAGGGAGCCCAUCCAGGACCACCACAAGGACCUUUUUCAGGCCAACCACAGGGUCCCCGUCAUGGCACAACAGAAGGUGCCCAUCAGGGCCCCCAAGAAGGUUCCCACCAAGGCCCACCUGAGGAUACUGAUCACAGCCCUCCAGGAGGUCGUCAUUACACUCUACCAGAAGGUCCUCAUCAUGGUCCAUCUGAGGGUCAUCAUCAUAGCCCAUCAGAAGGUCCUCACCUGGGCCCAACAGAAGGUCCACGUUUGGGUCCAGAGGGUCCCCAUCAUGGUCCACCAGAAGGUUCCCAUCACGGUCCCCAAGAACAUCCUCAUCACGGUCCCCCAGAAGGUCUGCAUCAUGGACCGCCAGAAGGUCCUCAUCAUGGGACCCCUGAAGGUCAGUACCAUGGACCACCAGAAGGACCUUAUCAUGGACCACCAGAGGGCCCCUAUCAUGGGCCACCAGACGGUCCAUUUCAUGGUCCACCACAUGGUCCUUAUCAUGGACCUCCACAGGGUCCAUUUCAUGGCCCUCCACAAGGUCCUUAUCAAGGACCCCAUCAUGGUCCCCCACAAGGGCCACAUCAUGGUCCACCACAGGGACCCCAUCAUGGCCCUCCCCAGGGACCCCAUCAUGGCCCACCUCAAGGACCUCAUCAUGGCCCCCCACAAGGACCUGGUUCUGGUCCACACCCUGGCCCUCCUUCUACUGGUCUUUUAGGUGCCAGACCUGGUUUAAUACCACUGCAGAGGCCACCUGGAAUUCCUUCUUCAAACAUGCAGCGCUUUCCCAUGUCUCAAAGGCCUGGCCCCCCUCAUAUGAUGAACAGAGGGCCCCCUCCAGGGCAGGGUGGCUUUGGCAUGCCACCUCAUGGGAUAAGGGGCCCUUUACUAGGACAAGGACACUUUCCUAGACAGAGAGGACCAGAAGGGCAUGGGGGACCUGAAGAACGAGAUGGUAGGCAGUUCAGAGGUGAAAGGCCAGUCUUUCCCCAUGGCAGAGAACCAGAUAGGUUUGGAAGGCGUUCAUUUGGUCGCAAUGAAGAUGAGCGAGAACGCUUUGGUCGGCGCUUUGAUGACCCCGAUCAUGAGCGACCUCCUAGUCGUGGGAGGAGCAGCUGGGGUAGAGGAAGUCCUAGCCGUGACAGACAAAGAGACUCUGAGGAAAGAAAUAGAUGGCCAAUGGGACAUGAGAGAGAGAGAGGUCACCCUAGAGGAAGGGGAGAUUUCCUCGAAAAUAGAAAACCUGAUGCAGAGCUUGAUGAAAACCACAAACCUUUUAGUAGCAGAAUGCGAAAUGCAGAAACCGUUACUGAAAGGAAAGAGGGGAAAGCAGAACCGGCAGGGAAAAAUCCCCCCGAGGAGCAGCCCGAGACGCCCAAAUCAUCUGAAGAAGCAGAAAAGGAUCCUGGAUCUAAUCCAGCAAAGCCUUAAAUAGUUCCGAGAAACAUUACUGUGCUGAGAGCUUGGGGAGUGUAAAUUAUGCUGUAAAAUAUUUGCUUCUUCCCCCCCCCCCCCCAUUACCGAUUCUGGCGUAAUUGGAGUUCAUCCAGGUUUCCUUCUGUUUGAAAUGGUUCCAUCUGAUUAUUUGUCUCCCGUAACCCCCUGAGUGCACACUUACGUUUACAAGUCGCAAUUAAAUUCUUUUUUUUUUUUUUUUAAAUGAGGAGAAAAAUACAAAGCAGAACAUUAAGUUCCUCAGAAAAAAUAGGUUUGUGUUUUUAAUAAACUCUAUUUUCGUAACAAA
Molecule: messenger RNA, 4646 nt
Organism: Xenopus tropicalis (tropical clawed frog)
Lineage: Eukaryota; Metazoa; Chordata; Amphibia; Anura; Pipidae
Gene: scaf4
Product: SR-related CTD associated factor 4
Exons: 20
Coding region: 311-4333 (1340 amino acids)
Cellular component (GO): nucleus
Molecular function (GO): nucleic acid binding; RNA binding
Source: RefSeq, a predicted model, not a curated record